Lottia gigantea (owl limpet) is the source of this 549-nucleotide messenger RNA. RefSeq lists its product as hypothetical. The record is from RefSeq and is a predicted model, not a curated record. The coding region runs from base 1 to 549 and encodes 182 amino acids. The transcript has 2 exons. NCBI's taxonomy places the organism in Eukaryota, Metazoa, Mollusca, Gastropoda, Lottiidae.
AUGAUAAAUAAAAAAUAUCACAAAUUGGGUGUUUCUGAAGAAGGCAUGACCAUGAUAACGGUAAACUACAGGAUUCCAGCUGCAUCAGAUGUUCCUGAAUUAGGAAUUUUUAGAAAGAGUCCAGCAGAAAUUAUGAGAGAUUUCGCAAAAGAAAAUCUACAAGUGAAAGAGUUCCUUUAUGGAUCUCAAAGGUUACUGCAUUCUGCUGACACAGCCAAGUCUGAAAAUAUUCCAAGCGCAUCUCCAAGACUUGAUGAUGACCAACUGACAAAGAAACUACGUUCACAGAAUCAAUAUUUAGAUUUAUCAAAGUAUUUGAUACCACAGGCAACUGGUUUGGGUUUCUCUAAAUACCUCAUCAACAGAUCUGAAGUUCAAGAUGAUGCUAUUCAAGUUUCGGUUGUUCAUUCAAUCACCACAGAAGAAAAGAGAAACAUAAAUGGUUACUAUAUUUUGAAAUAUUUACAACCAAGUUUCCAUCUGAUAUGGCUGAUGGAGAAGAUCGUUCUUCAAGCCAUUAGCUUUUCUUUCUUGAGUAGAUGUCCAUAA